Messenger RNA from Drosophila hydei, 1026 nucleotides. RefSeq names its product phospholipid scramblase 1-like. Gene Ontology annotation, cellular component: plasma membrane. The transcript is spliced from 5 exons. Gene Ontology annotation, biological process: plasma membrane phospholipid scrambling. Lineage: Eukaryota; Metazoa; Arthropoda; Insecta; Diptera; Drosophilidae. Bases 134 to 913 code for a protein of 259 amino acids. The record is from RefSeq and is a predicted model, not a curated record. Gene Ontology annotation, molecular function: phospholipid scramblase activity.
UCACUUAAUUUCAAAAUAGUUUUCAUAGAAAAAGUCUAGUAUGCAGUAGAAGUUGUGUCUAUAAAUUAGGGCUGAUGAACUACAACUAAAAAUUGAAAACUGAAAACUAAAUUUUUACGUUAUUCUUAACAAUAUGGACAUGAAAGAAGUGCCAAAAGCUUUGGGAGAGAUGGCAUCACCCAGUAGGAAAGAAAGGGAAGAAAGGAAGAAGCGCGAAGAGAAAAAGCGUGAUAAGGAAAAGCAAGAUAUGGAUAGGAAUAUGGAACCGGAUGAAUGGAUGGAUGCAAGCCGUGCAGCAAGUGGUAUUGAAGUGUUGUCCUCUUUAGAUAAAAUAUAUGUGUCCCAGAAAUUGAUGCCAUUUGAUGUUUACACAAAUAAAUAUUUUACUUUUAAGAUUAAAAAUGAACAGGGAAAGAAUGUGUUUGCGGCUCGAGAGCGCCCGUCGUGUCUUGCAUAUCUUUUAAGUAGGUCGCAUCCAUUUACUAUUGACCUUGCGGAUAGCGCAGGAAAUAUGAUAAUGAUGUUAGAUCAUCCUUUUGUUUUCGAUAUUAUGCCCUGCAUUACCUGCUGUGAAUCGUACAUGAAUGUUUAUGCACCACCUGGGAAUUAUAUUGGCAGAAUGAUGAAGGUGAUUUCAUACAAAUACUCAGAGUAUGUUAUUCAAGACGCAGAUGGCUCAGAUGCUCUUUACGUUGACGGUCCUACAGUUCUAGGAGAUAUAGCGAAGGUCAACAUGACGAUAUGGGACUUGAAUGACCGCCUGAUCGGAAAAAUAACCAAAGAAUUUCCAGUAUUAUUAUCUCUUUUUACGCAGUCAUCCUUUUUUGUCGCUACGUUCCCUGUUGGAUUAAGUGUGAAACUUAAAGCUUUAAUCCUCGCUGGCAUUUUCUUGGUGAUGAUCGCCGGUAUGUAAACAAAAUCUAUUUGUAAUAUUUGCGUAUUUUAGUUGGGAAUGUAUGUGCACAAUGAUUUUAUUUAUCUCUGUCCUUGAAAUUUGAAUAUAAAAUUAGCCAAGCUUGGUGGGAU